GUGAAAUCAUGGCGGCUCUGGCGAGGUGUUCGUUUGGAAGGUUGCAGACAAAAUGUUCCUUGAUCUCGAGUUUAAGGUGUUCAAAUUUACCAAAACGCUCUCAGGUGGUUAAGCCAAUCCUAUCCCUUGGAAGCUUACAAGUGGCACACAGGGCAUAUUGUAGCCCUGCUAAGGAAACUUCAGACGAAGAUUUAAAAAACCAGCCAAUACGUUUUUCUACUUCAAGGGCACGGAGUAUAACAGUUGGUCAAACACUAGGAGAAAGAAAAAAGAGCACAUCUAUGGUGACAGUCUAUGUGAGUCUUACAAUCAUGGUCAUAUUGACGUACAUUAUCUUCUUCCUGCCACCCUCUAAACAAGAUGAAGAAGUAUUGGAUGUUCUAAAUGCCAGCAUGGUGGCAAAUGAGCAGGACAAAGAACAAUGAUGUGUAAGACUAAUAUGAGGAACAAUUUCAGAGCAAAAUGCCUGCAAUCCCUGGCAAAUAUGUUUCAAAGAAAGGUUCCCUUGGCAUUGGAAAUAUAAAUUUGUGGCAGAUAAGGUCACUCUCUGAGAAUUCCAUUCCAAUGUUCUUUUUUCAGAUGGUCUGGAAAAGAAGUCAUUAUUAACUUUAACCAGACUUGAAAUGUUCCUCUGGAUCAUGCAAGAGCCUCCAGGGCAUUUGAGAAUUUACACAAUAUGGAACAAUAAACAUAUUGAAACGUUGUUGUUUGUAGAAAGAGGUUUUCUUGUCUCUCCCAGCUGAUGUAAUACAUUUCAUUGUUGGCUAGUGUUGAGAAUUUGGUUUUACAUUUAUGCACCACUCCUAGUUGAUGGUUUUCUAAAUUUUCUUCACUUGUAUUGCUCAGCCAAAGAAAAGGUUGCUAUAAGAAUCCAAACACACCUGAGUGGAAUGGAUAGCUCAAGCUUAAAUUUGGUAGUAAUAAAUAAUGUGCUGUCAAAUCUGGUUUAACUCACCAAGAAAAUACAGUAAUAGUAUUCAAUUCCCAAUUUAAUUAAAUACAAAACAGUAUAGCUAUUGUAGUUACAUUUUCAACUCAUAUGACCUAAAGCUUUGCUGUCCCAUUUAUAAAAAAUUGUCUACAGUACAUCAGGCUCUUUUUAUAAUUUUUCUUAUAAAUGAAUUUUAAAAUAUUUAUCUUGCAUUGUUCUUUCAGUUAAAGGAUUGUUUUCUAGAACACCAUUAUGUAUGUAGAAUAGAAACAUCCUUGAAGAUAUUACAUAACACUCUCACUCUCAUGUAACAUGUAACUUCUCCUUAUAAUAUCCAUACAUAAGCCAGCAAACGGGUAAUGAGAAUUAUCAAAUGUAUCAGGCAGAGUUUGUUAUCUUGAUCUAACACCAAAUUCUCAUAACUCAUUAAAACUCAAAGAAGUGUGUAACAGCUG
Messenger RNA from Pocillopora damicornis (cauliflower coral), 1386 nucleotides. RefSeq lists its product as uncharacterized. NCBI's taxonomy places the organism in Eukaryota, Metazoa, Cnidaria, Anthozoa, Scleractinia, Pocilloporidae. The record is from RefSeq and is a predicted model, not a curated record.